GCGGUGACGUCAGGGCGCUGGUUGCCGGGUGAUGACGCAGGGUCCCGCCCCCCCUCGCUCCAGUCGCGGGAGGAGAGGCAGAGCCGGAGGAUGGUGCUCAUCAAGGAAUUUCGGAUAAUCCUGCCAAUCUCCGUGGACGAGUACCAGGUGGGACAAUUGUACUCUGUGGCAGAGGCAAGUAAGAAUGAGACUGGUGGGGGAGAAGGUGUUGAAGUGUUAAAGAAUGAACCGUACGAGAAAGAUGGUGAGAAGGGACAAUACACACACAAGAUCUACCACCUCCAGCGCAAGGUGCCCAGGUUUGUGCAGAUGUUGGCUCCUGAGGGAGCUCUGAACGUGCAUGAGAAGGCUUGGAAUGCAUACCCAUACUGCAGAACCGUCAUUACGAACGAGUAUAUGAAGGAUGACUUCCUGAUCAAAAUCGAAACUUGGCACAAGCCUGACAUGGGGAACGUAGAGAAUGUACACAGUCUGGAACCCAACACAUGGAAAAAUGUUGAAGUUGUUCACAUAGACAUUGCCGACCGGAGCCAGAUCCACUCACGGGAUUACAAAGCAGAGGAAGAUCCCGCAGUAUACAAAUCCAUCAAGACAGGUCGUGGAAAGCUUGGCCCUAAUUGGAAGAAAGAACUGGCAAAGAGAAGAGACUGGCCACACAUGUGUGCUUACAAACUCGUGACCGUGAAGUUUAAAUGGUGGGGCCUUCAGAGCAAAGUGGAGAGCUUCAUCCAGAAGCAAGAAAAACGCCUAUUCACAGUCUUCCACCGGCAGUUGUUCUGUUGGAUGGACAAGUGGAUCGGACUUACUAUGGACGACAUUCGACGUAUGGAGGAGGAGACCAAGAAGGAGCUGGAUGAGAUGAUAUUGAAUGGCCCAGUGAGGGGACUGACAGCUACUGAUGACUAGCCCCAGUUUCCUGUUUAUGAUUCUCUUGAUGUCUGCGUCCAAGGCUCCAACACCCCAGCCAGUGAGAUGCCUCUGCUCAGCGAAUAAACCAUCCCCAUCACCUCAUUUAUAGGAUGAUUUCUAACAAAUCUUCAGAUGUUUCUAGAAGAAAUUGAUUGUGAGCGGACAAAGAAAUUUAAAGGACAAGGCACUAAAUUUUAUCCCAUACAGAAUAUAUUGCGUGUUCAGAUUUGCUGUGUGCUGUUAAUGAUAAUACUGUGUCUCUGGACCAAAACCUGGUUGAGGUUUCUAGAUGAUGACCAAUCUGAUCUAUCCCAGCGAGUGGCCAUGAUGUGCUGUUCUCAGUUAUUUCCUCAUUUUCAUUCCUGUAUCGGUAACCUACUAACUGUUGUUAAUUUAUUAGUGUAUCAUUAAGUUAUUUGGUUAUCUUAAGUGCAAUAAAGUGCCCCUGUGCUCCCCCCUCCGGAGUGUGCCUGCACUCCCGUGUUCUCCAGACCCACAGAAAUAUUACCGAUGAAAGAAAGUGUAGGGGGUGGUGGAUGGGAACAAGGAGUGGCAGGGCAAGAGUGGGGGAGUUAAAAGAGAGGCUAUCAGAACCUGUGCUCUACCCCUUCACUCAGCAGGGAGAGGCCAGAACAGCUUUGGGCAGUGUGGGGCCAGGUCUGGUGAUGUCAAUAUUGGGGAGAGAGCUUAAAAGUGAUCCUGGGCUGUCUGUCAUUGUAACCAAGGUUUUAACGCCAUUCAGAUCCCCCUCCUCUGUAAUGAUAAACAGGCGUGUCACAGGAAGUGUUUGCCUAUUAUUAACGGGCUUUAAUCGUGCUGCUCGUAUCUGGAUGUGUUCAGUUACCCAGUCCCAGGGUCUUAUCUCAGGGCUGAGAUUCAGUAAUGUGUUGCCCCCUGUAGACGAUAACCCCGCCCCAUCCCCCCACCCCCACUACCAUCACCACCUUCCUGGUUGACUUCACCUGUGCUGUGUGUUUAUUUCAUGAAAUCUCUGUCACAUUCUCCACCUUUCUCUUCAUCAAAACCUUCCACUCUCAUAUUGUGACCUUGUUUUGGUUGUUUUCAUUUAUCGAAGAAAGUGUCACUUAUUUUUUUAAUUGUUUCACUCAUGCAAUAAUAAAACAAAGUCCAAUA
Molecule: messenger RNA, 2043 nt
Organism: Carcharodon carcharias (great white shark)
Lineage: Eukaryota; Metazoa; Chordata; Chondrichthyes; Lamniformes; Lamnidae
Gene: pitpnaa
Product: phosphatidylinositol transfer protein, alpha a
Exons: 12
Coding region: 91-906 (271 amino acids)
Biological process (GO): phospholipid transport
Cellular component (GO): cytoplasm
Molecular function (GO): phosphatidylinositol transfer activity; phosphatidylinositol binding; phosphatidylcholine binding
Source: RefSeq, a predicted model, not a curated record